Aspergillus melleus is the source of this 408-nucleotide messenger RNA. RefSeq names its product putative glyoxalase family protein. The transcript is spliced from 3 exons. The record is from RefSeq and is a predicted model, not a curated record. The coding region runs from base 1 to 408 and encodes 135 amino acids. NCBI's taxonomy places the organism in Eukaryota, Fungi, Ascomycota, Eurotiomycetes, Eurotiales, Aspergillaceae.
AUGAUCGCCGGUCUCGCCCACAUUAACCUCCUCGUGCCGCCCGGUACCUUGGAGGAAGCCAACCUUUUCUACACGGGCACGUUGGGGCUAACGGCGGUGCCCGUGCCCCCGCUGCAAAAGGAGACGACGGCAUGGUUCAACAUCUCAGAUGGAGGUCAACAAGUCCAUAUUGGAUUCGGAGAAAACGAACCCGACUCGCCGCGCCAUCCGUGCUUUAGGGUCGGCUCGGUCGAAGAGCUGCAUGUCUUGAAGCAACGUAUUUACGACCAUCACGUACGCGGGGGGAAGGCGGCUCCAAUGUCAGCGGAUAAGCCGGGUGAAGCUAUCUCAGGCGAAAUGGGUGUGGAGUAUCCGACGAGGUUCUUUGCGAGGGACUAUGCCGGAAAUCGACUGGAGUUUAGCUUAUAA